Ziziphus jujuba (common jujube) is the source of this 1003-nucleotide messenger RNA. RefSeq lists its product as uncharacterized. The record is from RefSeq and is a predicted model, not a curated record. Bases 194 to 730 code for a protein of 178 amino acids. NCBI's taxonomy places the organism in Eukaryota, Viridiplantae, Streptophyta, Magnoliopsida, Rosales, Rhamnaceae. The transcript has a single exon.
AUAUAUAUAUAUUAUUUUAAAUCUCACUCCUAUUCCAUCAAUACCAUCAUGCAUAAUAUAAAUAUCCACCCUCUCUAGUCCUCAGUUCUCACCAAAUCACCAAAUCAAGUCUUGUCCAUUAAUUUUCACCAUCUUUUUUAGACCUUCAAAACAAACCCAUCUCCACUAUCAGUUUAAUUUUGUCUCAUUUGCAAUGAAAAACCAUCACCAUCACCAUCACUUCAGUAGUAAGUGUAAGAAAAUCUUUGGUGGUAUUUUUCCAUCCUUUCAUAAAACUCAUCACCAUGAACAAGACUACUCUGCCCCUGCAGCUAUCCCAAACCACCGUCCUCAUCAUCAUAGUUAUGGAAGCAGUUCUUACAUAACCCAAACCAAACCAUCUGCCAAUGAUGGAAUUCCAUCAAACAGUGCCAAAGCUACUUCACGAGUAGUUCAGCCCAGGCACAUGCCCAACUUGGAUUAUUAUGUCCCACAGGAUAACUCGGCUGGUGCGGAGGAUAUUAACAAUGCCUUUUCUGAUUACAUUAACCGCUCAAGGAUUAAGAUCAGAGCUGUUUCAAAUGUUGGUGGUGGUGAGGAAACUGUCUCCGGAGUAGAUAAUGUUAAUCAUACAGAGAAAGAAGAUGAUGCUGAAGAUGAAUUUUCGAGUUACAUCAAUCGGGCUAAGCUCAGGAUCAGGAAGACAUCGAGCAUUGGAAGCAGAAACAUGAUCUCCUUUAAAAGAGAGUAAUUAAUUAUAAGAAAUUGGAAAUGAACUGUGUGAGGCAUAACAUUCUCUGGUAAUGCCUGAGAGCUGCAUUUGGUGGUAAUAUGGUUUUAAACAAGCAUAUGAAUAAUGGUGGUGCUGGGUCUUCCUAUAGCUAAUUAUUGAUUAAUGUUUCUGUUGUCCAUUCUCUCUCUGUCAUAUUCAUAUUCUCUGAUCAUUAUUUAUUGUAAUCUAUGAUCUAUCAGACAAUGGGUCUACUUUUUAUCUCAAGAAUAUACUUUCCAUAAGUUUCUUCAA